AUGGUUGAAUACUAUUUCACCGAGGAGAACGUCAAAGACCACCAGAAGAAAACUACAACAUACAAGCUCGGGAUUAAACCUGAGGCUAAGAGAGAUUUAAUAUAUGAUGAUAAGGGUUUAUGGGUUGAUACAAGUCCUAUUCAUGUUGAGCUUGAUGAUGAUACAGCCCUAGGUGAUGGUAAAUCUAGACAAAUAGUCCAAGCCUUAAUGGAUAAUAUAAAUGACUUAAUGGAUCAGAUAAAUAAAUUGAAUAGAAAACUAUUGGAUAUAAAAGAAGAAAGAGAGAUGACAAAGCAGGAAGAAGGAAGAGAAAUCACUAAUAAAGGAAGCAGGAUGACAAAGGUUGAAAAAGAAAGAGACAUUCCAAUGCAGGAAUUCUAA
Messenger RNA from Lycium barbarum (goji berry), 381 nucleotides. RefSeq lists its product as uncharacterized. The record is from RefSeq and is a predicted model, not a curated record. Bases 1 to 381 code for a protein of 126 amino acids. Lineage: Eukaryota; Viridiplantae; Streptophyta; Magnoliopsida; Solanales; Solanaceae. The transcript has a single exon.